Phragmites australis (common reed) is the source of this 1630-nucleotide messenger RNA. RefSeq names its product 1-aminocyclopropane-1-carboxylate oxidase 1. NCBI's taxonomy places the organism in Eukaryota, Viridiplantae, Streptophyta, Magnoliopsida, Poales, Poaceae. Bases 151 to 1122 code for a protein of 323 amino acids. The transcript has 2 exons. The record is from RefSeq and is a predicted model, not a curated record.
AGAGCAGUGUGGGAGCUUGGUUGGCGAGUCUAUAAAUUGCACCAUGCGUGCUGCAUUUUUUUCUCACAGCCAGCAUUCGCAAUCUAGACUAACAGGAAGCAAAAGAGUAGCCAGAUAGUUGUGGCUUGCGAAAGAGUUUGAGAGCUAGAAAUGGCACCGGCUUCGUCGUUCCCGACCAUCAACAUGGCGUUGCUCGGCGGUGAGCAGAGGCCGGCGGCCAUGGAGCUGCUGCGUGACGCGUGCGAGAACUGGGGCUUCUUUCAGAUUCUGAACCACGGCAUCUCGACGGAGCUGAUGGACGAGGUGGAGAAGCUGACCAAGGACCACUACAAGCGGGUGCGGGAGCAGAGGUUCCUCGAGUUCGCGAGCAGGGCGCUCAAGGACGGCUGCGACGCGCAGGGCGUCAAGGCGGAUGACCUGGACUGGGAGAGCACCUUCUUCGUCCGCCACCUCCCGGAGUCCAACAUCGCCGAGAUUGCCGACCUCGACGACGAGUACAGGCGCGCGAUGAAGCGUUUCGCCGGCGAGCUGGAGACGCUGGCGGAGCGGCUGCUGGACCUGCUGUGCGAGAACCUGGGCCUGGAGAAGGGGUACCUCGCGCGGGCCUUCCGCGGGCCCAGGGGCGCCCCGACGUUCGGCACCAAGGUCAGCAGCUACCCGCCGUGCCCGCGCCCGGACCUCGUGAAGGGCCUGCGCGCCCACACCGACGCCGGCGGCAUCAUCCUGCUGUUCCAGGACGACCGCGUGGGCGGGCUCCAGCUGCUCAAGGACGGCGAGUGGGUGGACGUGCCGCCCAUGCGCCACUCCAUCGUGGUCAACCUGGGCGACCAGCUGGAGGUGAUCACCAACGGCAGGUACAAGAGCGUGAUGCACCGGGUGGUGGCGCAGGCCGACGGGAACAGGAUGUCCAUCGCUUCGUUCUACAACCCGGGCGGCGACGCGGUCAUCUACCCCGCGCCGGCGCUGGUGAAGGCCGAGGAGGCCGCGGGGGCGUACCCCAGGUUCGUGUUCGAGGAUUACAUGGCGCUGUACGUGCGGCACAAGUUCGAGGCCAAGGAGCCCCGGUUCGAGGCCUUCAAGUCCAUGGAGACCGAGAGCUCCAUACGCAUCGCCAUCGCGUAACAACUGGCCGGGCAGGCAUGCGCCUAGCACCCAAUCCUGGUUUCCAACUUUCGAUUUGUGACGGUAGCACACGGGAUGCUCGCUGAUGUACGUGUACCCUACAGGCUACUCUGCACUUCCACUGUGGUAGUACACUGAAUAAACGGGCCAGGUAGGCCUAUCUAUCUAGGGUAUGUAUGUAUGAUGUAAUGUAGUAUCUCGCGACCAGCGUGUGUUGUACUUGUGCCCGUUAUGGCUUUUCCCAUAGUGAGCGGCUGAGCUCCGUGGUGUCUGUAUUUUCGAAGAGUUAGCAUUUGGCAAGUUGACAGAGUUGCGCUCCGAUGAUGUGAACACCGCCGCGGCAGCCGAAGAGUCCUUUUAACGUUAGAACCUGGAACCCGUCGGUACCAUGAAAUUCUUCAUUGUUUCCAUAUUCAAAUUGUAAAUCACACGGAGGUCCUUACUGGAUCGUGACGCCUGGUUUGUCAGUGUUAUCUGUGGAAGAGCUGUAACCCUGCUACAGACUGCA